AUGGUGGUGGAUAUUCUUUCUUUAAUGAUUAAGAGAGCUGCUUCUUUGAAUUUGAUUGAAGGUUUUAAGAAAGUCUACAAUGGUAAUGCAUGUACUAUAAACCAUUUACAAUUUGCAGAUGAACUUAUUGUUUUCUCGAAUGAUGAGGUUGAGCAAGUGCAGAACUUAAAAGGCAUUUUAUUGGCUUUUAAGUUGGUUUCUGGCCUGAAAGUAAAUUUUAGAAAGAGUGCCAUUGUGGCAGUUGGAGAUGCUCAGAAUGCAGUGGAGUGUGCAUCUUGUUUUGGUUAUAAUCUUACUACUUUUACAAUGAAAUACUUAGGAAUUCCUCUUAGCAGUAGAUCUAAAGCAGUGGGAGAUUGGGAUGUCAUCAUUCAAAGAUUUCAAAAGAAAUUAUGUUCUUGGCAGAGAAAACACUUAUCAAAGGGGUGA
This is a messenger RNA of Papaver somniferum (opium poppy), 429 nucleotides long. RefSeq lists its product as uncharacterized. The transcript has a single exon. The record is from RefSeq and is a predicted model, not a curated record. Bases 1 to 429 code for a protein of 142 amino acids. Lineage: Eukaryota; Viridiplantae; Streptophyta; Magnoliopsida; Ranunculales; Papaveraceae.